CAAGGCAUCCUUUCAUGGCUUCCACGUCGGCAGACUACGUAAACUUGUCGAUAAUGUUUUGCCCUUAAUUGAUUUGAUUGUUCAAAGAAAUGAAAUUACUGAGGCGGCGGAAAACAAUUCUGGUUAUUUUAGUGUUCAUAUGGCUUGGGGGUAUGAUUUAUUUUCUGGCACCGUUGACAGGAUCAAGGGAUGACACUCGAUCUAACGGAGAUCAGGAAGACACUCACAUAAACUUUCAACAGAAUACAGACAGUCGAGACACUUAUUAUGACCAGGUAAGCUUGAAUUAUUUUUAUGAUCGUAUAUUUGUAAAUUACCAAGGCUAAUGUUUAGAAAUGUAACUGUAAUUCUUGUAGGAAUUGAUAAAUUAUUGUAUAAUGUGGCGUCAAGUGUUUUACACCUCGUCUCCGUAACUUUGAAAAGAAGCCCUAUAUAAUGUCGAGUUUCAAAAGAAUUUUGAUGAAACAUAUCCUUGGAUUUUCACCAUGGUGAUUCACUGUUCUGUUUUAAUUUAAUCCUAGAAUGAAUUUGUAGGGUUAGGCGGAAAACCAGUUGAAACAGACUCUCGAAGAAUAGAAGGUUUCGACGUGGAAAGUUAUUUAGGCGUCACUAGGGUGAGGCAAGGUGAAGAUGCCUAUGCCAGUAAUGCAUAUAAUCAAGAAGCUAGCGACAAAGCUCCCUUUAACAGAGAUGUUCCUGAUGUGAGAGCCUCUCAGUAAGUAAUGAAAGUUUUUAAAAGAUACAUAGGUAAAUUUUAAUCUUAGGUUAAAAGCAAAAAAACCUAACAGUUUGUUUUGUCUCCUGGUCAUGAUUAUGAGUAAUUAUAUAUGGGAGGCAAAGGAAAUUGCCAUCUUGCAGUAUUAGUCUCACAGGCUCCACAGGGUCAGGACGGUCUUAGCAAGGGGCAUUUUCAACUGAUUAAUCAGGAAUUCAUGAAAGUUUGUCCCUCCCCUCGCAAAAUGGAACACUGCAAGACAUAGUUGUAUUGAGAGCUUAUAUUAUAAACUGUACAAUUAUUGCUUAGGGUUAGUUACUUCUGAAAAUUACUCUAAUGGAAUAUAUAGUAUACGUCUUUUUUAAACAUUUUAUACUUCAAUCUAUAAUAUUUAAUACUUUAAUUUAUAUACAGUACAUCUUUAAACAGUCAUACUGCACUUUUAUUCAUGACAUCUCUGGCAGUGGCCAUGGGCAGUAUAAAGUGAAUCCUGUUUUCUGAUUUGCUACUUGAGUGAAAAAUAUGGACCCAUCUUGCCUGCUAGGGAUUGCCUGCUUUGAUCCCAUGAAGGAAAAAAUGACUUGCUGCAGACAUUUUAAGCUCAUAGUUUUUUUGGACAAUUUCGGCCACAGAAUUGCAAAAAGUGGCAAAAGAGGGCCAAAACAGCUCUUGCGGGCUUAUUGUGCUUUAAAAACAUUUGGCUUUUUUCUCCAUCUCUUAAAAUAAGCAAGUCUGGAUUCUUAAUGAAGUGGUUAUCUUUUUGCUAUGUAAUGAAUUCCUUAAUGAUCAAGUGUGAGGUCAAAAUGACUGGAUAUUCAGUUAGCCUUGUUCCUUUUUUUAUGGAGCAGGACUUGGUCUUGCUUCAUUAUGUUUCAUCCAAACCUACUUUGAGCUCAUUCCACACACGUUCAGUUGAUAUUGGCAGAAUAGUAAGCCACAUGUAAUUAUGUCUCUGACCCCUGCACCUUGUAAUGCUGUCCUAUCAUGUCCUCUUAAAAAAAAUUGUUUUUAUUUACAUUGAAGCUCUUGUCAAACUGAGAUGAGGAAAAUGUUUGCAAAUGAUCCACUGAUUUGCUUCACAUGUCCAUGUAGGUACAUGGCUAUCAAGAACUCAUUUCAAAACUUAGUAGUUACAUACCUCCUCUGUGUUUAGAUGCCAAGAAAGAUUGUGGAUAAGUGAUGAUUUACCAACAACAAGUAUUAUUAUUUGUUUCCAUAAUGAAGGCAGAGCUGCCUUAUUACGGACAGUCAUAAGGUACUGUAUGUUUGUCAUAAAAAUUAAUAUUGCUACUUUAAUGUUGUUUUACUUUUUUUACCCGAUUUUGAGCUAAUUAGUUUAUGUACAGGUAAGCAUGUGCAUUGGUGAGCAUUAUCUAAUAAGCGAGACACUACAAGCACCCUUAUUGAUCAAAAUCUAUCGUUCAUUGCACUGGUAAACCCUUGUUUCAAGUUUAGAUGUAUUUUAUAAAAGAAAUACACGGCUCUCUCUAUCAAUUUAUCAGCUUAAUAACCCACUUGGGAUGUUUGGAGAACUUGAGUAAAGUUUGUUAAUCAAUCACUGGUGACCAAUAUUUUGCUUAAUUAAUUCCUACUUGUGUACAUAUUGGUGCCAUUUGCUGAAACCCUGUGAACUGAUGUAUUAGUUUUGGUGCCACAAAUUGACUUUUUUUUUCAGUUGAGCCCACUUUAGUUUGGUACUAAUUAUUAUUAUAAUUACUUUUUUACAGUUCUCUCAAUAGAAGUCCUCCAAACUUGUUAAAAGAAAUCAUUCUUGUAGAUGACUUUAGUGAUAAUGGUAAGUUCUCAAUGUUCUGAGGUGCCUCUUUUACAAUGGCUUGUAGUUCUUGUAUAUUGGUUGUUCAUUGUAUAGGAUCAAAGUUACAAUGCAACUAUUUUGAAAUGUAGUAUUAAAUGUGGUUAUAUGGAACAUACAUUUAUUCAACUUCACUGAUUGGUUUAAAAUAAAUAUGUCAGAAAUUUUGUAGUUUUGUAAUAAAGUGCAAUGUGUUUAAAACUUCAUAAGCAUAAUAAUUAGAAAAUUUUUGUAAUAAACUGUUGAAUCUAUUACACCCUAGCUAUAGCUGCAAACGCUAAUCACUCAUAUUUCAAACUUUACCAGAACAAACUCGACACAUUGUUGAAUAUGGUAACUGAAAAUAACAAAAUUACAAACACGCGAAUGAGCAUGAUAUAACUUACCUUGUAUGAGUGAAAGUACUGGAAAACAACAAAGUGAAAUAAACAAGGACACUUACAAGACGAAUGUGACCAAACCAAAGACAAAAACAUGAAACCCAGAGCUAGAUAUGUAACGAUAUUUUUAGCAAACUAGACAACUAACCAAAUAAAUUACACGCGAACAUUAUGUAUACGAUAUGCAAAUAAAUAUAACCAGUACAAAACUAGUAAUAAACACCUAACACGAAACUACGAAACAUCAACACUAACAAAAAAUGAUAAUACAAAUUCUUGUUCCUACACUAACAUCAGUUUACAUGUUCUCCUUACUUUUUCUAUACAUUUCUUGUGGUACUUACAAGGAAAAUUUGUCUAACGGUCAAGAGCUUCAUGAUCAUUUCCUUUAUUCUCAUGACCAUGAGGUUCAACUCAGGGGUGAUACUCUUGGGAGAAACUGGAUGCUUAUCAUUCUACAGGGUUCAAGAGUUGAUGUAAAUUUUAAAAUCAUUUGUCUCUGUAGCUGAGGAUGGAAAGCUUUUAGAGAAACUACCUAAAGUAAGAGUACUCCGAAAUAACCAAAGAGAAGGUGAGUUAAUAUCAACUUUGUCACAAUUAUUUGCCCUGAUUUUGGGAGUUCCUUCAAUAAUUUCACUUGAAUAGCUCUGGAAAGUCAAUCUGAUUGUGAACAAACUUCACAAAUGCUAAUUUUGAGUGCAAAAGUUUCUUACUUCCUCAAGAGUUAUCUUGAAUGUUUCAGCAAACAACUUACAGCUACCACAACUUCUACUUACAGGCACUGAAAAGUUUAUUUACAUAUAUCAUAUAACAGAACAAGUCAUGACUGAUAAUUAUGGUACAUGUAUUAUUUUACCUGGAUACCUUUAAACUCAAUAUCUAACAAAAAUUAGAGAGUUAUUAAUUUUUUUUGCACAUACACAGAGCUAACAAUAUUCUUUGUCAAAAAUUGUCUCCAUGGGAACAAAGGUGUUGGUAUCAGAUUUGUUGGUCAUAAUAACAACUAUUCUUUGCAUUGUUACAAUUUUUGUUUUUUUUCAGUGAAUUUGUAAAUUGCUUUCUUUUUGGACUGUAUUUUGGAUUUGAUGUAAUGCUUUUGUGAAGACUCAGUUUAAAAAUAAAAAUUGUGGCUGUUGAAGAGCGCAGUGUCUUUACCUUCCUUUAAAUAACUUUAGAUUGAAUAUUUUUAUACAGGACUUAUGAGGUCACGUGUGAGAGGGGCAGAUGAAGCUAAGGGUGAAGUGCUGACUUUCUUGGACAGCCAUUGUGAAUGCAAUAAGAACUGGCUGGAACCACUUCUGGAGAGGAUUAAAGAGGUGAUUUAAAUUUUGUAGCUCAAUCUUUGACAAUAGUUUAUUUACAUAAACCCCUUCCACAAAUGGCCAACCUACACAUAGUCAUUUUUCUUUUCUUUAGAACUUUGUAAAACUUUAACCCAAGAAAAAAAUUGUACUACAAUUGCCAAAAUAUAUAUACCCAAAGCAUGUUGAUUUUUUUCAAUUUCUUGUGGACAUGCACAUGUACUUGAAUAUCCAAUGGAAGAUCCAUUUAUUAACAUUGAUAAUGUUCAUGUACGGUUACAUCUUGCUCUGCACUCACAUUGUAAACCACGGUAGAUACCAAACCCUGAUUAGUAGUCCAAUUUCCCCUCCUUUCUGCUAUGUAUUUCCUUGAAGACUACAGUGUAGGAAUCAAUUUGGUGUUACAUACGAGUGUACAUUUUUUCAAGAUAACAGGUCUUGACUGAUGUUUGCCUUUUCUCGCAUAUCCUUCUUGCUCAGCAAUGUUUGUUUAUGAAGAAUGUAUGUCGCACUGACUAAAUGGUUUUACAUUCCUUACUUUGAAAGGGGAAACCGAACUUAUUGAUGAAUUCUACUUAUUUUGACUUUUACUGUUUGUUUAGAAUCGCAACAUGAUUGUGAGUCCAAUCAUUGAUGUUAUCAACAUGGACACAUUUGAGUACCUAGGGUCCUCGUCAGAUCUGAGAGGAGGUACAUGACUAUAUACACACCUGUUCUGUACUGUUUGAUAACAUGUAAAUGUAUAUUUUCGUAGUAGGUGUUAUAAUCAUAACUGUUUGGUUAAAUGCUUUGAUCAGGACGUAUGUACAUAUACACAGGUAGUCUGAUUGUAUGGGUGUUUUCUUCUGGACCAAUUUGGAUUGCAUGAUGAAAUUGUGCUGGUAUUUCUAGUCAAAUAUUGGUGAAAUGAUACUCCAGGAAAUAAUGCUAUGACUAGCCAAUUGUUGUACAUGUCUGUAGAGUAUGUAAUUUAUAACUGUUGUUUAAAAUCAAAAUCAAAUUUAGCUGAAAAUCAUAAAACCAAAUUAAAAGACUGCAAAAUAGUUUGAUAUACAGAGUAUGUUACAGUUAUUAUCCUGAUGUGCCUUCUUUCAAACUGUACUUUAAAUACGAUUUUGACUGAAUUUCAUUUACUUCAACAUGUAUUUGUCCUGCAAACAACUGAUUUUUUAGCCAAGUAGUACCACUCAUUUUCUUAAAGUAAAUUGCAUCUAUUGCAUUGUACUGUAGUGAAGCAAAUUUUUGUAGUUGUGCUAACAAUCCAGGUGACAGGUUACUGAAUGAGGCUGUUAAAUUUUUCCAGGAUUUGGCUGGAACUUGAACUUCAAGUGGGAUUUUCUUCCACCUAAUGUGCUUGCUGAGAGAUCUGGUCAACCAAUGGCUCCAAUUAAGUAUGUGUGCCAGAUGAACAUGAUAAUAUUUAUUCCCUAUUCUGCCCUUUAACCAUUUACUGACCAUAACAUCAGUAUGCAUAUUCUCCAUACUGUUUUCUAUACAUUUCCUAAGGUGCUGAUAGGGAGAAUUUGUUUAACAAUCAAGAGGUUCCUUAGUUGGUGAUCAUUUUCCUUUAUUCUCCGAGAGUCAUGACCUUAACAUUUGAAUCAGGGGUGGUAUUGUAAGGAGAAAUAGUAUGCCAAGGGUCUAAAGGGUUGAUUGAGUUUUGGAUCAAUAUCAGUAUCUGGGCAACUGUCCACCUACCCCUCCCCUAACAGUCUAUUGAUAACAAGUCAGGGUUAAUGUUGGGUUAGGGGAAGGGACUAGGUGAGCAGUUGCCCAGAUACUGAUGUUGAUCUGAGUUUCAAUGAUGUUCGUUCAGUCACAGACCUCUACAGUGUGCAAGUUAUCAAUUACAGUAAUUCAGUAUCACUUUAUUUGCAGAACUCCUGUUAUAGCUGGUGGGCUAUUUUCAAUUGACAAGAAAUGGUUUGAAAGGAUCGGUAAAUAUGACAUGGACAUGGACAUUUGGGGAGGAGAGAAUUUAGGUUUGUAUACUAUACAUGAAGCUAAUCUCUAAGUUAAAUUUUAGAGUUGUGCAGUAUGGUUACUGUGUGUUAGAAUUUACUUUUAAACAUGGAAUGGAUUGUAAUGAGCUAAUAACCCAGUCACACCAAAGCUUAAACAUGUUUAAAGCUGUUUUGUUAAACCUGGGUUAAUUUAUUUUUCAUUAUAAAAGGUGCUAGACCCUUGGUCAUCGAAUUUAAUUGUGGCACAUUGAGAAUACCUCUCAAGAUGUAAGGUAUACCCCAUUUACACCAGCAAAACAUUUUUAGUUAUUUGAAUCCUACAAAAAAAUCAGUUUUUCAGUUCUCUGUUUCUGAUUUUCAUUCAGUUAAUUUACUCUUUAACUCCCAGAUCAAAUUAUUUUGUAAUUCUCUUUCACUGUCAGCCAUACAGUUCUUAUAAUGUUAGUUCAGACAAUGUAGUAUUGUAUCAACUAAUUAUCCCCAAAUUGAUAUUUUUCUCAAUUCUCAUCACUUAUCUGGUUGAUAUUGUAUUGAUAUUGUAUUGAUAUUGUAUUGAUAUUGUAUUGAUAUUGUAUUGAUAUUGUAUGGAGAAAUUUUGUCCUAGUUAUUCAUAGGAAUUAAAGGGUUAAAUCAGGUGCAACUAAACAUGUUCUGCUGGUGUGGAUGGGAUAUAAGUUACACCUUGAGAUAAUAAUAAUAAUAAUAAUAAUAAUAAUAUAGGAUUUCUAUAGCGCUCACUCUAGAGUUCGGGGCACUUUACAAUAUGUACAAUUAAAAUGAUUAUAAAUAAUUAUCUAAAUUAACCAGGAAAUAAUACUAGCAAAUUAAUUAAUAUUAAUUAUAUUAGAUGUUGUUUACAUGUAUGAAAUACUGUGUGACUGUCUUCUUAUAUGUUUACAGUUGGUGAUUGCCAGGACACCAUCAUGAUAGAGAUUGAAACUUUCACUAUCAAUAUCUUAUUUAGUGCAUGUAAAUCACCUUAACUGUCUGCCAUACAAUUCUUAUUAUGUUACAUGUGCAAUGUGGUUUGGAUAAUAUGGUAUUGGAUCACUAAUAAAACCCAAACUGGUAUAAUUUUCCUUAUUCUAUGCACAUGUGUGUUUGAUAUUGUAUCAAUAAUUUAUUGUAAGGAGAAAUUCUUUCAUGACUGCUCAUGAGAGUGAAAGGGUUAAGAAGCUGACAGCAUUUAUCUCCUUUCAUCAAAGUGACCAUAGAUGUAUAUCCUUUGAUGUGUUUUGAUUUUUCUCUCUGUACUCAGAAAUCUCCUUUAGAGCAUGGCAAUGUGGAGGAAGCAUGGAAAUCAUUCCUUGUUCAAGAGUUGGUCACGUGUUUAGAAAUAGACAUCCUUAUAAAUUUCCAGGAGGAAGUAUGAAUGUCUUCCAAAAGUAAGUCAUGAUUCUUCAGUGUUUUUUAGCACUUCCUAUAAAUGCCAUCAAUUUUUUUUCCUUUCUCUAAUUUACAAGUAUAACUAACUUCUUGUAUCAAGAUUUAUAACAAAAUUUCUAAAACCUAGGACUCAAAAGAAGCUCCUUGUUUGAGUGAGCCAUACAUGAGUAUCUUAGGUUACAAUCAUUUUUGUGCUCACAUUUUUCUGUUUGAUUUUAUUGUACUGUGUAUUGUACUGGUGGAAAUUAAUAUUUUGUAGCAAUAAUGUAAUGAACGUCAUCGAGCCUCAGUUGUUUAAAAGGUGGAUAACCCUAAAUAUAUCAAUGCUAAAUAAUUUAUAUGCAGUUAAAUGCAAUUUAAUGGAGUCAACAACAAAGAGUGUCAGCGUUUUCUAGUAGUCAGUGGUUUUUGCAUAUACACAUGCAUCGGAAUUCCAUGUGCUCUUUGGGUGCCUGUUUCCCUUUCCUGCAUGGGGGCUUAUGGCUGGGUUGCCAGGAUUUGCCAGGUAAGGGAGAAGUCUCCAUCAAGGUGCUGGCUACCAAUAAUGGAAGCUCCUGGAUGUUUCAGGCACCCAACCUCCAAUUAGCGAUGCAGUUGUUAACUUGUGGAUAGCACAGUAUAUUUUGUUGACACUUAUUCGCUAGAUAAUGAUUUAUCUGUUAGCAAUUGUUUUCUGCCCUUUGAACAACUGGGCCUAGAUUGUUAAUUAAUUACUUUUAUUAAUUAUAACUAUGCCUCUGCUUUCAAGAAAUACAAGAAGAGCUGUGGAAGUUUGGAUGGAUGAUUAUAAAAAGUUUUACUAUGCAGCAGUCCCCUAUGCUAAGAACACACCUUUUGGAGAGUGAGUUUUCUGUUCAAGCAUUUUCUGGAGUCAUGCAAGUCGUACUUGAUUUUAAUUUAUCCUUAGUUAUGACUUUUUCAGUUGACAAAGUCCAUGAAGAUGUAAAAAGUUAAUGAUUGGGUAUGAUUUAAUGUGUCCAUCAGGAUAAUUUGGAUUGACAAUAUGUAAACAGUGACCCAGUGUGUCAUUUUAUUUAUUUAGUGAUAAAAGCUUUGGUCUACUUAGGGAGUAGACGAAUCUUCUUGAUCAAUUUUCCUUAUUAUCUUUACUUUGAAUGUUUUUCUGCUCUCUACUAUGUAAAAUCUAUAUUAUUGCAGUGGAUGUUCUUUCUUUUAUCCUUAUUACGACUUUUGUUCCUCCAUCUCUUCUAACAGCAUUCAAAGCCGACUUGCACUGCGCAAGAAAUUGAAAUGUAAGCCUUUCAAGUGGUAUGUCCAGAAUGUGUAUCCUGAACUCAGGUGGGUAGGGUAGGGUUGAAAGUAAUCAAGGAUUGCUGUAGUCUUCCCUUCUGCCCUGUAUGCCCUGAGAUUUCUCCAGAUAACACCUGCUAUCCUCAACCAAUCAGAUGCAGAACUAAAACCAAUUGCUACCAGAUCAUACGUAACAUUUUUCCACAUCCUAGGCAUAUUAUUUUACCUUUGUUUUGAUUAGUAGUGGUGAUUAUUAAGGGUUUUUUUUUUCAAUGAUGAUCAAUCAAAGUGCACUUCAGAAAUAACUUAGUAGUCACACUGUACACUGUACAUGUACUUGUAAACAUAUUGCAAGCAUACAUGUGUUAAGGAAUGAACUUGUUUGCACUCUUUACAUCACAAUUAACUCAAAAUAACAUCAAUCACAUAACUUUUUUAUUGUUUAUUAAUUACAAUUUUAUAAUCUACACUGUAUUAUACAACAAUCAUACCUAUGGAUUACCUACAGUUCUGUGUUACAAAGUACAUUAUGUUACAGUAUUGCUUUGCUACAUGUAACUUGGAUCUUUUACUAAAUACCAUAAUAUAUAGCUGAAAUGAUCAUUGAAUUCUUACAAGUAGUUUCCUACAAAACACUUUUGUCAGAUGUCCUAGAAACAUGAAAAGAGCCAAAAACCACAAUAUAUGGUAGACAUAUUAUUCAAAUUCAAAAAACAAAAAUGAAAGAAAAACACUUCAAAUAUGUUCAUGAACCUGAGUCAAGGGAAAAUCACAGAAAUGUUCAUAGUGACUAGUAUUUUGUGCCAUUUUUUCCAAUUGUUUUUCCAUCAAUAGAUUACAACUUUGAUACAAAGCAAGUUUGUUCUGAGAUGGUGCUGUUAAGAGACCAUGUCAUAUUUAUCACCAUGAUUAUCAUAAGAAUUUUAUGUCAAUAGAGUCCCUGAGGAUGAUGACACCACAGCAUUUGGGGAGGUCAAGCAAGGCAAAGACUGCAUGGACACCCUAGGGCAUACCAGUGGGGGUACUGUGGGGCUGUUUGAAUGUCAUGGAGCUGGAGGAAAUCAGGUUAGUGGCUACUUAACAUACAAAGCCUGUAUCUUUGAUGUACUCAUGCUCAUACAUGUAGUGAUUGUUGAAUCUAACUGAGUUGCAGAUGUGAAUUGCCCGAAAAGGCUGCAAGGGCUUUGUUUACCUGUAUGUAUUAAUCAUCAAAAAUAGAUCUUAACUGGUAGAAACAUGCAGUUGAAUAAAAGUAGCAAAUGUGAAACAAAUUGAAUAUAUAGGAGAGCACAUUCACUAAGUCAGACAAGAGAGAGUUGAUGGUAUUGGUUGAAAUUUUUCACUUAACAGUUGUGGAAUUUUGUCAAGAACAAGAUGUUGAAACAUGACUCGUUUUGUCUGGAAACUGCCAAUGAAAAAGAAGGGACCCCAGCACUUUUACGUGAAUGUGAUGAGCAGAAUUCCAAUCAGGUAUAGUUGAAAAAAGUUUGCCAUGUCCAUAUAAAUCCUUAUAUACCAGAUGAAUGCUGUCUUGCUGGAAAUGUAGAAUGCAGUUAUUCAUGUCUGGCAGUUAACCCUUUACACCUUACCAUCAGUAUGCAUAUUCCCCAAUCUGUUCUCCCUAUAUUUUCUAAGGUGCUGAUAAGGAGAAUUUGGUUAUCUAUCAAAAGCUUCUUUAGUUGGUGAUCAUUUCCUUCAUUCUUGCGACCUUAAUGUUUGAUUCAGGGGUAAUGUUGUUAGGGAAAAUUAGACGCUAGCUAGACACUCAUAAGAAUCAGAGGAUUAAUGGUACAGAGCAAAACAUGGUUAUGUACUGGUAAUUUGAAAUGAGUUCAGGUGCAAAUGAUCUCAAAAUAAUGAUCUGUAAGUAGUUUCAUUUGGAAUCUUCCUUAUGUAUGGGAUAUUAUAAUGUAUUUAGAACAAAGGACUAUGCUUAACCAGUUAAGAAAAAUUUAGACCUGAACUCUAUUUUCAACUAAAAAUGUAUUUAUGGCAUUUAAAGUGAGACCAAAGAUGUCAUUUUUGGAAGGAGAUUUGGGGUGCAAUUAAAAUUUUUUUGUUUCUCUAUUUUUGUCUUUUUUUUUUUUUUCGAUUCUGCUCUCUGUAGCACUGGGAGUAUGACAAGGGCUCUAACAGGAUUAGACAUGUUGGCUCAGGGAAAUGCCUGGAUAGCAAAGAUCAGAAGGAGAAAGGACUUGUUUUAAACUCAUGUAGUGACUCAUUUACUCAAAGCUGGGCAUUUGAGGUGAAUCUUUAGCAAGGGUUCCAUUACCUAGGAUAUGAAUUUUAAAAUUAAUUUAUAUGAAGUUGACUUGCACAAUUAUUGAAUUUUCAAUUCUAACUAGCAAUUGACUCAUGUUCUGGCCGUUUAAAUCAACUGUAGGGUAGAAAAUAUUUUUGUAUGUUGUCUUAAGCUGAUUUUAUAUAGAAAUGUUUUGUUUUUCCUAUCAAUGAUGGUUGUAAAUUUUAACUAUUAGUAGUAAAAUGUUAGAACUCAUAUUCUGGUAACAUUCUGUACUGUCUUGCACACUUUAACAUGUCAUUAGCCAAUCCUUCAUUUGGGGGAGUGCAGGAGUGUGAUUACAUGUUAGUACAUUGUGAAUAAGUGAAGACUUUGACAAGUUGGAUCAUCUGAAAGAGGGUUUGGAAAAGGAAUUUGGAGUUUUCCCCAAAAUUUUCAAGGCUUACUCUGAUUUGCAGAAUAAUCGAGGUUAAACAAAAUAUAUUAAAAUGAGAUUUAAAAUCUGUACACAUGUUUAUUGAAAAAUGAUUGAUUACAGAAAAUUUAUACUGUAGGUAAAAUGUAGGUUUUCAAUUUUGCCAGUUACAGAUUUUACAUUUCUUGAGAUGCAGAUUUUACAAGAUCUGGCAGUGAGCAAGCUUAAAGUUCCCUAUUAUGGUCUGCACCUACAUUGUAUCCCUCUAUUUCUAAGAUUGAAAAUAAUUUCAAAUUGUCAGCUGUUUCUUUACAUAGUGCAGAAGUGAACUUUACAUUUUUAUAUUUCUUCUCCAAUGGUUAAAUUAUUACCCUUAGAGAACUUUUUCCAUGGUCUAGUGGAAUGAUUAUCACAGAAAACUUGCAAUUUUUAUUUAACCAGAAAGUCACAUGCAUCACAUGUUAUCACCACCAUUGUGUAAAUUUUGCCGAGCAAAAAGAUUGUAUCAGUAUUCAGUUGUAAAAAAUGUAUUUACAUCAGGAUUUUCAUUGAUUUGUCCUGAAAUUUAAAAAAAAUUGUAAUAAGUAAUUAGAAGACAUUAAAAAAAUGUAUUAAAAUAAUUACAUUUUCUUGAAAAAAUUAAAAUCUAUUAUGGAAGAACUGAUUUUAAGAUGCUACAUUAUUGUAUUGUCAACCAUGAAAGUAGGUGUGUGAAGUCACUGUUGUGGAACUUGGUGUGAUUUAACAGCUUCAUUAUACAAGCAGUAUUUUCAGUAGUAGGAUGAGUGGAUUCAGGUGAAUGCUUUGCUCACUAAUUUUGGGAAAUUGCUGCAAUUUUCUCAAAUGGAAAUUUAAUUUCACCUUUGUAAAGCCCACAGGAAGGAGCUGGAGCACAAAAGAAGUGAAAGAAGAAACACUGGACAUAGUCGAGUGUUUCUCCCCACUUCUCACUUCUUGAGUGGUUGAUGCUCUAUACUCUCAUAAAGCAUGCUACAAUAAGCCAAUCAGAAUCCUUGUAAGAAUGGUUGAUUCUUGUAAGAAUGGUCAGUGAAAUCCGGCCAAAUUGAAGCUAAUAAAAACAC
This is a messenger RNA of Pocillopora meandrina, 12549 nucleotides long. Lineage: Eukaryota; Metazoa; Cnidaria; Anthozoa; Scleractinia; Pocilloporidae. The record is from the annotation of a GenBank genome assembly.